UGUGGUUGGGGAUGCUCCCGGGGAUGGUCUCGGAGGAUGCGGUUGGGGAUGCUCCCGGGGAAGCUCCAAGCCGUGCAAAGCAGUUUCGUUGAGCAGAGCCGCUGCUCCACCUGUGCCUCGACCCGCUUGGGGCUGCGGGACGGUGCGACUGCUGCUCCUGUUGCUGCCAGCUGUGGUCCCCUCUGCCGGGGGCAGGACGCAGGGACCGGGUUCGGUUAAGGGACGAUGAGCGCAUGCUCGGCUCCGACUUCUUCCCCUCCUUGCCUUUGGUGUAUUUAAUCUCGGUGACGAGGAAGGCCACGAAGUGAUGAGCUUGCAGCUCCACCGUCACGCUCCAGAGCCUCUCUGCCCCUUUCAAACGCGCAUGUAGCAUCUCCGCUAAAACCAAGCAAACUGCAUUGAAAUCCGUCCUCGGUAUCAUUUUCCCCAAGCAAAAUCUAACGGCUACUCGGAGCACGGCUGUGGUUUAAUAACAUCUGUUUCCCCUCGAGUCGCUGGAGGAAAGUAUUGAUAUUGCCGUGUUCUCAAGGAACGUUUUUAAUCGCGUUUUGACGGGGCAGUGCUUUCCCCGGCACCGAUGGUUGAAGUGUUCAUGGGGCUUUGGGGUGUUGUGCCUUAUAACGGUGCGAUAAACCCCCGCUGCCGUGGGGCGGAGGGGGGCUCGGAGGCAGCAGGAGCCUCGGGGAGCAGCCGGCGGCCGCGCGGGGAGCUGACUCAGAGGUGAAACCCCGGCGGGGUUGCACGCCGCCGUCCUCCCGCCCUCGCCGCUGCCCGGACUUCCCCCGCGGAGUUUCCACCCCGGCUCCGGCCGCUCCGGCAGCUCGCAGCCGGCAGCGGUGCCGGGGGGUGCGGGACCCCCUGCCCUGCCCUGCCGGCCCCCGCGGCCCCCCUGCUGCUGGGCCUCCGGGAGCAGGGGAAGCCGGUGCAGAAAUGCACCCCUAAAGCUCAGAAACCCCCCCAUGAAAAUUGUUUUUUCCCGUUUUUGAAGCCCCCGGGGGGCUCGCGGCCGGAGGAUGGAAGAAAAACGACGGAAGUACUCGAUCAGCAGUGACAACUCGGACACCACCGACAGUCACACCACGUCCGCGUCGAGAUGCUCCAAGAUCCCCAACACCAAGUCCGGCUGGUCGAGGCAGAAGGAGAAGAAGCCCUCUGAGGUCUUCCGUACCGACCUGAUCACGGCCAUGAAGAUCCCCGACUCGUUCCAGCUGAGCCCGGAUGAGUACUACAUCCUCGCGGAUCCCUGGCGGCAGGAGUGGGAGAAGGGCGUGCAGGUGCCCGCCAGCGCCGAGGCCAUCCCGGAGCCCGUGGUGAGGAUCAUGCCCCAGCUGGAGCACUCGCCUUCGCAGCUUUCGCCGAGCAGCCCGCCUGUCUGUGAGAUUUCGGAAGCGACUAGGACGUACUUGCAGGGCGUGAGCCGCUAUGACCUGGAUGAGCUUGAUGCUUGCUGGUUGGAACUCGUUAAUAUGGAGCUCAAGGAGAUGGAGAAGCCAGAGCUGGACGAGAUGACCCUGGAGAGGGUGCUGGAGGAGCUGGAGACCACGUGCUACGAGAACAUGAACAUCGCCAUCGAGACGGAGGAGGGCCUGGGCAUCGAGUACGACGAGGACGUGGUGUGCGACGUGUGCCGCUCCCCGGAGGGCGAGGACGGCAACGAGAUGGUCUUCUGCGACAAGUGCAACGUCUGCGUGCACCAGGCCUGCUACGGCAUCCUGAAGGUCCCCAUCGGGAGCUGGCUGUGCCGGACCUGCGCCCUGGGCGUCCAGCCGAAGUGUCUGCUGUGCCCCAAGAGAGGGGGGGCCCUCAAGCCCACCCGCAGCGGGACGAAGUGGGUCCACGUUAGCUGUGCCUUAUGGAUACCUGAAGUUAGCAUUGGAUGUCCUGAAAAAAUGGAACCCAUAACGAAGAUCUCCCACAUCCCGGCGAGCAGAUGGGCUCUGUCCUGCAGUCUCUGCAAGGAGUGCACUGGGACGUGUAUCCAGUGCUCCAUGCCCGCCUGCGUCACGGCGUUCCACGUCACCUGCGCCUUCGACCACAACCUCGACAUGCGGACUAUCUUAGCGGACAACGACGAAGUGAAGUUCAAGUCCUUCUGCCUCGAGCACAGCGCCGGUGCCACCAAACUCCCGGAGGAGGCACGGACAGAGCCCGACCAAGCCCAGCUGGACCUGGAGAAGGUCACGCUGCGGAAGCAGAAGCUCCAGCAGCUGGAGGAGGACUUCUAUGAACUCGUGAAGCCUUCAGAGGUGGCCGAGAACCUCGACUUAAGCGAGUCGCUGGUGGAUUUUGUCUACCAGUACUGGAAGCUGAAGAGGAAAGCCAACUCCAACAAGCCGCUGCUGACACCAAAAACAGACGAAGUGGACAACUUGGCCCAGCAAGAGCAGGACGUUCUCUACCGGCGCUUGAAGCUCUUCAUGCACCUCAGGCAAGACCUGGAGAGGGUUAGAAAUCUCUGUUACAUGGUGACGAGGCGGGAGAAGAUGAAGCACACCAUUUGCAAACUGCAGGAGCAGAUCUUCCACCUCCAGAUGAAGCUUAUUGAGAAGGAUCUCUACCCAGAACAGACUGGGAAGAAGACAAAGGGUAAGAAAAGUGACCCGAGGAGGAAAGGAAGAGAUGGUAGAAAGAAUAGUCCCGAGAAGACAGAGAAAAGGAAAUCGGUCAACGAAACGGUGUUGGGACAGCUGGGCUUGGCCACUUCCUUCCCCAUAGACGGGACCUUCUUCAACAGCUGGCUGGCGCAGUCGGUGCAGAUCACGGCCGAGAACGUGACGAUGAGCGAGUGGUCGCUCAACAACGCCCACCACGAGGACAACACGCCGGGCCUCUCCGAGGAGCUCCUGCAGGACGAGGAGACCUUGCUGAGUUUCAUGAUGGAUCACUCCCUGAGGUCUCCCUUCAAGCAGAGCGAGGCCGCAAAGAAGGUGAAAAGCAAAACGAGAACGAACACUAAGAAAAAACUGUCCAAAAACAGCCUGAACACCAUCUUCAAGAGUCACCAGGAGGCUUCAGAGCAGUGGACUAACAACGCGAGUGACUUGUCGGAGGACGCCGCGAAGCCCUUGGCUCACGACUCGAGACCCAGCAAGUCGGAGAAGGGACCGGCCAAGCUCCCCGCGGAGCGCAGAGGCUCCGGCGACGCGCGGAAGGCGGCCAAGAAGGGGGCCGCCCCCAAAGCCAGCGACUCGCCCGCCUCUUCCGCCGCUCGGGGCUCGGUGAGCAACGAGGAGGAGGAGGGCGCCGCUCGCCCCUCGCCGGAGCCCAGCCCCGCGGUUAAAGUGCCUGACUCCGUAGGUAGCCCGAAAACCGCCGUGAGGUUCAAAUUACCAAAGGAGAGCCGGGGGCCUCGCCGGGCCCCGCCGCCCAAGGGGGAGGCCGUCGGCGGGCCCCCCGCCGGCGAGCGGCCCCAGGCCGUCUCGCGCCGCUUUGACGCGGAGACGGACGGCUACUUCUCGGACGCCGAGAUGAGCGACUCGGACGUGGAGGCGCGCGGGGGCCGGGCGCCGCGCGGGCAGCUGGAGCCGGGCGGCGAGGACAUCGUCCGCAUGAGCAUCUUGGCCUCCUAACGCGGCGCGACGGCUCGGUGAGGCCUCAACCCGGUGACAACUGCCAUGUCCAACUUCCGCCUGGUAUCACGGACAAGGGGGGUUUUUAAUGUGUAUAUAUAGUUGGAGAUUCAGCACUGUUGUCUUCUCUAUAUGCCUGAGAUCCAGCUUCAGCUUCACCGACGUAGAUUACUGUGACCGUAGUUGUCCCCUCGUAGUCCCCUUGCAGGUCCCGCGGGAUGGGGGGACCUCGCUCCGGCGGGACCGCGGUCUCACGGGCAUUACUGAAAGCCGGCGGCGUCCCCAGCUGCCGGGAGCGAGCGGGGGCCGGGGACGACGUCUCCGCGCGCACCUAAAGGAGGAGGGAAAACGGGCGAUGCUAAAAUGGAGAACCAAUAAAGCACAAAAAGCCUGUGGGAGGAGAGCGCUCGGGGUGGCAGGGGUGUUAGCUCUGUGGUUUGGGAUUUAUCGCUUUUGUCCUCACCUUCCCGGUGCCGUCAGGAUCCGUCCGGGACGGAGAGCCCAGCUGCGGCGGCGCGGGGAGCAGGAGGCCUUUCCCCACCGCACACGCUCCCUCCCUCCCUCCCCGGCCGCCCCCGAGCCCCUGCAGAUCCUGGAGGUCGCCGGACCCCCGCGAAGGUCCUUCAAGAAACAGAAGUGGUUUACUCAGGUUAAUCGAUUAGCUUUUCCGAGGCCAGAAGGGGAAAGGGGAAAAAGAUGGAGGAGAAGACCCCUAAACACCACCCGGGGAGGGAGGGGGGGGCUCGGUCGCUGCGGCCCCGUGGGCCCCCGUGAAGCCCCUCUCGCGCAGCACCGUCUUCGGCCCCGAGGCUGAACGUACCCUCGCGGAGAGGAAGCGAAAGCAGUCGCCUUUGCCAUGUUUUCCUCCUAAACACCACGGUGGCAAUGACGAAUUUAUUCCUCCCUACCCUUUUUUUUUUUUAUUCCUUAAAUCCUGGUUACAAGCUGUUGACUCGUCGUGGGAGGGUGAUUCACAGAAGCUGACAUUAUAAAUAUUACAAUAAUUUAAUGCAUAAAAUGUCCCCAAUAAGCCUUAAAUGUUGUUUAAAAGCCCAUGUUACCUAUGAGUCAGGCGAAUUUCCAUGUUUGCACUUAAUUGCACCAUUACUUCGGUUUUGGCUUCAAAGGUCACAGUUAAGUCGUGCUACGUGUUUUAUCGGAGUGACCCCAGUGUGAGCUCAGGGAACAAAAAAAAAAAAAGGAAUUCACUGAAACUUUUGUUGUUGUUGUUUUUUAAAAAUAAAAAAUGUUUUAAAAAAAAUAAAAAAAAGAAACCUGGGACACUUCUGCAACCGGUUCAACCCAUCACUUUAAACAGGAAAAAAAAAAAACCACCUUGCAAUUGUCAAACCAAUCAGUCAAACAGUUUUGUGGAUGCCAAAGAAUAUUUUGACAGUAAAGCAGCACAGCCAGAAACCGGAAACUUGUCAUUACGCGAAAGUGGAAGUUAUUUAGCAACCAAGGACUGAAGACACAUCCAUGCCCCGCUGCCGCGGCCCUCGGCUCCGAGCUUGCCCGGAGGGACGCGGCCGCCGGCACUGCGUCCUGCCCUUUUGAUUUCCGACGCUUUUUGCUCAUUCCACUGUGAGCUUUCUUUUGAAACUCUGAGACUCCUAAAAUCGACUGACUUGGUGUUUUAGAGUAGGUCAUCUUUAUCAGCCUUCAAAAGUCCUUAUUAUCGGGAAAAUUUCAGCAAAGCAAAGCAAUUGCAGCCUCGCCGGUCCCGAUAGCCGGCCCGGGUCGCCCAGCGCCGCGGCGAGCUGCGCCUGAACAUGCCCGGGAAUCGUCCUGGCGCGGGAAAACCAUCCACGCGUUAUUAGCGACAACAGCACAAAGUGCAGAAAAUCAGCAAAACGUUGCAAAUUAGCCUAAUCCAUUGAGGUUGGAAGCGCAAAUCUCAUCAAUCGAGGCUGGGUAUGUUCAGAUGAUGUUAAAUACAGUAAAUAGGACUUAGUUUAUCUUACCAGGCUUGCUAGCUUUAGCUACAGUAUCCUAGUAUAAGAGUCAUAACAAUAAUCAAUACGCUGCCUUUUAAUGAAUCUCGCUUCCGUGUGCUUCACUCAGUUAUGGUCAAAAGCACUCCACAACUCACCGCGCACCGCUCCGUCCAUCCGCUUCGCACUGCUCGUCGACUCCGUACGGGGGAGCAAAAGGGGGUAAAGAGCACCCAAACUUCGCGGCCCCGAAAGCACCGAAGGGGAGGGGACGGUUUUGCGUGAAACGGGCCCAAAACGGCGCGGCGAGGGGAGAAAACGCACAAGGGGACCUAUUUUUGAUGUAUCGUAAAUGUAUUUUGAAAUGAAUAGAAAGAGAGAUAUAGGGGUUUAUUUUAUUAGCGAAAAAGCCGCCUUUUGAGAUGCGCGAGCUGCAGGACCCGACAUUUGCACUGUAAAAGCGCCCGUUUGGCGGCGGGCGAAUUUUGGGUGCUCUUUCCAGCCCCCCACGAUUUGCUCCGCGCCACACACCAACCAGACCCGCUUCACAUCAGUUUUACAGGAAACGAUAUGAAUGUCGCAGGAGGCGGAAACCCUUCUGUUUUCUUUGUUUCAAAGAACGUGAUGUGCCAUUUGUUAAUAUAAAAGAGAAAUAUUGAAAAUAUAUUGAAAAGAGCAAUUUUAAAUUAUUUUUGGCUUAUGUUGCAAUAUUUAUUUUCUUGUAUUAGAAAUUCCUUUGUAGAGAAAAAAAAUGUAUUUUUCAUUAAUGCAAAAACCUAUUUCUCCUUUUUGUACAUUUUCCAUGUUAGUUAAUCCUUAAAGCAAUAUAAUGUUACCAGACUCGUUCUGUGUGAGACUGUAUUAUGCAUGCUACUUGUGUUGCCUUGGACUAGCUCUGUCUGCCAUUAUUUUCAUCAUGUUUAGAUACAGUGUAUGCUUUAAUACACAUUGGGACCAUGGCCCAUUGCUUAUGGAAAACCCUUUGCAUUCCUCAAUGUGUUGGCAAAUGCAGUCAAUAAAGCAGUGUUUUAUGUGUG
Molecule: messenger RNA, 6540 nt
Organism: Dromaius novaehollandiae (emu)
Lineage: Eukaryota; Metazoa; Chordata; Aves; Casuariiformes; Dromaiidae
Gene: JADE2
Product: jade family PHD finger 2
Exons: 12
Coding region: 1014-3569 (851 amino acids)
Biological process (GO): regulation of transcription by RNA polymerase II
Cellular component (GO): histone acetyltransferase complex
Source: RefSeq, a predicted model, not a curated record